CACACCACCGCAUCCAAUAACUUGAUUAUUACUUUCUAUCUCCGUGUGACUCUCUAUCUUACAGCCACGCCACGCUUCAUCUCAACAUCAUUCAUCUUUGCUUUCCACGUUUCAAACGCACGCUCCCUUCAAUCUCAAUCCAAAAACAAUCAAACUCUCGAAUUCAAUAAUAACAUUAAUCAAUCAAUCAAUUCUAACCUUCAAUUUCAAUUUCAAUUUCAAUUUCAUCGCUGUUCCUUCUGCUUCCACGAUCCGAUCCAACAAAAUGUUGAACCACUUUCUAGAUCAGAAUUAGGGUUUUGCAUUUCCUACUUCUCAAUCGGAUUCCGAUUUCCGAUCGGAGAAAAAAAAAUGACCGAAGCUCAUUCCCCGCCGCGAACCUCCGCGUAUCUCGACGCUCUCUGCCAAGCGAUCCACAAGAAGCUCCAGCGGGCACUCGCAAAUUCUUCGCAGAGGCGCAAUUUGCUGCAGGAGCUCUUCGCCGACGUAGCUUUGGAAGUUGAUGACCGAGCCAAAGAUGUAAUUGUGAACAAGGAAGAAGAUGCGAUUUCUUCUGCAGAGUAUGUGAAUGAUGGUCCGUUGUGUUUCUAUGAUGUGCUUGCUGAUUAUUUUGUACGAGUUCCUGAGAGUGGCAAACCUAUCCUUGACAUGAUUGUUCAACUCUGGAGUCAAUCAUUUGCUUCACAUAUAUUUGCUCUCCUCUUUCACAAAUGGCUAUUUGAAGUUCAUCUUGAUAAUCCAGACGUGCUCCUCCGGUAUUCAUCUGCUCUGGUUCAAGGAGCCACAAAUGUUUUCUGGAUUGACAUUCAAACAAAUACAAGGCGUUUCCAAUCUCUAUUCCGUUACCUCUUGGAUGAUGUUGCAUUACACCACAGUCGAUUGAAUAAAAUUCCUGUCCAGGCUCAACGAGAUAUGUAUCUUUUGCUCUCAAGGUUCAUUCUAUUUUACAAUUCAGCUGGUAAACUAGGUAGCUUCUUUAAACAAUGUCCUGUCUUUCAAACUGCUUUCUUAGUUGGCGGUCCGGCAGAUAUAUUUGUGACUGAACUCACUGAUCAGCUUCUGAAGUUGAAGGUGGAACCAGUGCUUCUGCAUUAUCUCUCAGAAAUUAAGGUUCUUCAGGGAAUGGAAUUGAGAAUGACUACAAGUACGAGAUUGAAAACGUGUCUAUAUAGUUUUACUUCUCCUGGUGGUCCAAUGUAUCCUACUAGAGCUGUUCGUCAUGCUGCCUGGGAUGCAUUAGAUUUUCUCUUUCCGGUGGGACAAUACCCUCGACAUCUCAUAAGUCUAUUCUUCAGGUUGCUCUAUCCAUGGUAUUGGCCCUCGUCCUGUUGGUACUUUGCAAUUUCUUGCCUCCAGGCAAUUUUUAACUCCUUGCUGAGGUUGAUAUUUUCUUCGUGGGAGAAGAUUGCCAAGCCAAAAUCACAAUAGAUCUCAUAUGUCGCAAGAGCAUUUUGCAUAUAGAGCCUGCAUCAUCAUUUAACCCUGUGAUAAUUUUUUGGUUGUCACGGGGUAAUGUGUGUACAAAACAACAAGCUUGUUAAUGGUAUGUAUAUUUCGUUCACAGUGUCUAUCAUAAGUUUAGAGGUCGAAUAUAGUGUUAGGAAAUGAAAAGACUCUACAAACAAGGGACUGCAUGUCAUUUUGUUAAAAUAGGGGGAGAAGUUUUUGAGUUGUGUUAAGCUUUGGAACUUCUGCAUUUAUCAAAAUAUUUGAAGUUCUCUUAUUUCUAUGUUUUAUGGAAGUUGGCUUUUUUUACUA
Molecule: messenger RNA, 1758 nt
Organism: Lotus japonicus
Lineage: Eukaryota; Viridiplantae; Streptophyta; Magnoliopsida; Fabales; Fabaceae
Exons: 11
Coding region: 352-1428 (358 amino acids)
Source: RefSeq, a predicted model, not a curated record